Messenger RNA from Vicia villosa (hairy vetch), 1182 nucleotides. RefSeq lists its product as uncharacterized. NCBI's taxonomy places the organism in Eukaryota, Viridiplantae, Streptophyta, Magnoliopsida, Fabales, Fabaceae. The coding region runs from base 1 to 1182 and encodes 393 amino acids. The transcript has a single exon. The record is from RefSeq and is a predicted model, not a curated record.
AUGAACCCCAACCACCAUAAUUCUUGGUCCAAUUUCAUGCAAAAUUGUGGCAUUCCACCAAUUAUCCCAAAUCAACAAAAUGCAUCCAAUAAUCCAAACUCACAUCAUAACUCAAAAUUUCAAAAUCCUACUUUUAUCCCGAAUCAACAAAAUUAUCCACACUUUAGAAAUUACCCAUAUUAUUAUCAACACUUUCCAUCUCAAUCAAAUAGUCCCACUAUGUUUCAUGGAGUUCAAAUGGAUAAUAGUCAUGUGGAAGCAAAUGAUCAAGAGCCUGAAACACCACAAUUUUGUACUCAAGCUCAAGAUGGGUUGGAAACAAUCAACCUUGAUGAAGAAGUCAAAACUACACCGGUUACGAAUAUGUUGAAAAUAAGAUUUCAACCAAAGGAGGAUGAACUUCUCAUUCAAUCAUGGCUCAAUAUUUCAAGGGAUCCUAUUGUUGGGAUUGAUCAAAAAGGAGAUAGUUUCUGGAAGAGGAUUGGUGAAGCUUAUAACAACCACCGCCACAAGAAUUUUCCAGAUAGGAAUCCGAUGGCACUGAAAGGUCGAUGGCAUAAAAAGAUUAAUCCUUGUGUACAAAAGUUUGUUGGGUGCUACAAACAAGCUGUCGCUGUAAAGAAAAGCGGUAGCUCUGAGAGUGACAUCGUUUCGGCGGCAUGCGAUAUUUAUUAUCAAGACGGUCAUGAAAAGUUCACAUUUCAAAGUGCAUGGAAAUUAUUGAGAGAUGAACCCAAAUGGCUUGGAGGUUCAUCGGAACCUUCUGCAAAAAGAACAAAGAGUUCGGCUUCUGUAGCAUAUUCAACAUCUUCUAACCCACCAACGCCAACAAGCGAAUACGAUCCACCAUCGCCGACUUUGUUACAUCGUCCAAUCGGUAAUAAGGCGGCCAAAAGGAAGCAAAAAGAAAAGUUUGUGGAAAAGCCUACUCCUAAAUUUGAUGCUAUGAAAGAGGACUUAAACAAAAAAAUUGAAUUAAUGUCGGGGUUUGCACGUGAUUAUGCACGUAUUGAGAGUGAAAAAAUGGAGAUAGAGAGGAAAAGGAUUGAUGUUGAGUUGCACGCGGCAAAGAUUAAUGAUUUGCAAAUACUCACGAAAGAUACAACAAAUAUGACACAAAGACAACUACAAGAUCAUGAAUUUUUGUGCGGCGUAAUUAGAGAUAGAUAUGGAAUUAAUUGA